CCUCGAUGACGCAGACGGCGGGAGUCCAGCAGAGAAGUAAACAGUCAGUGUAUCAUUGAUCAGUGUUAACAAUGGAAAGCAGAUGUUCUGCAGUAAACACGCUGUAAAGCUUCUGCACACUCCACAUCAGCAGAACACGCAGGAGAAUCUUCAUGUGAGCUCGGUGCGCAGGUGUGAUGCAGGCAGUGGAGGAAGCGGAGUCCUCGCUCUCAGACAGAGUGGAGGUGAUGGGUGUGAGGGAGCAGGAGGACAAAUCCACAGAAGAGGACACAGAAAAAGAAAGAGAAGAGGCCACUAAAGCUGAGGACAUGACAGAGGACGAAAAAGAUGAGGAGAAAGACAAAGAGUUUACAGAAGCAGACAAACAGACAGAGGGAACAAAGGAGGACGAAGACAUGACCAACGGAGGCCAGACCCAGCAGGAGGAAGACGACUGGGAAAUCCCGUACAGUGACGAGGAGCUGGAGGACCCUAAAAACUGGAUGCCUCCACCUGAGGAGAUCAAGCGCCUGUAUGAGCUGCUGGCUAAAGGAGAAAUGCUGGAGCUGAAGUGGAUCCCUCUGCCUCGCAGAGCUCCAACUCCACCACGCACUCCUUCUCCAGAGAGAGACGGAGAGAACUCGGACGAGGACAAACAGGAGGAGAGUGAGCGCAAGCCUCCCACACCCACUGAGUUUGAUUUUGAUGAAGAGCAAACCUCAGUGACUCCCAAGAAUGCUUUCUUUGGCCGGCGCAGAACACCAGGCUCCUCUGCCCGUUCCACAGUGAAGCGAACAGCUCAGCUCGAUAAGGUGCUCUCUGAUAUGAAGCGCCAUCAAAAGCUCGAAGAGCAGAUCCUCAGGACGGGUCGUGACCUUUUCAAAAGCGAAAAAUCCACACAGCAGCGCUCAUCUCCCAGCACUCAGCGGGAAAGAGACAAGGAGAGAGAGAGAGACAGCGACCCCAGCACCAUCUUCAGUCCCAGACAGAGGAGAUACUGAGUGAAUAUAGAGGAAUCGGGACAAGUUUGGGUCACACCCUUAUUUUGGGCCUAUGAUCCAUUUCAUUUUUAAGAACAGAUGAUGACUUGUUUCUUUGUUUAUUUUGUGUGUGUGUGUGUGUGUGGUUUUUUUUUUUUUGUUUGUUUGUUUUUUUUACAAUCAGGUUUAAACACACUUGUGGAUUUGAGUGAUUCUGUUAACAAGAAAUGUAUGAAAGAGAUACCAGGCAAAACAUUAUUCAGUUUAAUAAACGUCUUAUGUUGAUGAUA
Messenger RNA from Pangasianodon hypophthalmus (striped catfish), 1249 nucleotides. It is a transcript of the gene pagr1, whose product is annotated as PAXIP1 associated glutamate-rich protein 1. The record is from RefSeq and is a predicted model, not a curated record. The transcript is spliced from 5 exons. Bases 177 to 980 code for a protein of 267 amino acids. Lineage: Eukaryota; Metazoa; Chordata; Actinopteri; Siluriformes; Pangasiidae.